GAGAGAGACGCGGAGAAGAGGAGGAGAGCAGUGGAAAAGGGAGCGUCUGGGGCAGCGUCGCAACAGCUGCAGCGGACCACCAGCCAGCGACGGAGACGGGGGGAUAGCAUCGCGGCAGGGGGGGGUUUCUCUCUCCGGUAACGGCGGCAAAGGCUGCAGAGGAACUGCUGCAGGAAGCUCCCUCUCCCUUCUACGCCGCUCAUCGCCCGGCCGCUCGGCUGCGGUUCCCCUGACGACGAGCGGAGGGGCGGACUCUAGCGGGAAGGCUGCGCGUGGUUCUUCCUCCUCGUCUCUCCCCCCCCCCUGUUGAGGCUCCCCGGCCCGCUGGCAUGCAGGCGGCGGCGUGAGAGUACCUAGAGGAGCAGCAGGAGGAGGAAGAGGAGGUCGAGGGAGAAGAUGGAGAGGAGCGACAGCACCAAGGCGUACGGCCAGCCCAGCAGCGGCAAAGCCGUGGGCAUGGCGGCCCCCAAGCGGGCCAAACCCGGGGGCCCGCCGGGCGUCCCGCGCGGGGAGCUGCGGGUGUACCGGGCGGGCAGCACCGAGGGACGGCUCCCGGUGUCGUCCAACCUCCGCAAGCAGCGCUCCAUGACCAACCUGGCCGUGCUCACGGACGCCGAGAAGAAGCUGCACCUGUACGAGCCCAAGUGGUGCGACGACAUGGCGUCCCGCACCGGCAUCGGCGGCGGCGGCGGCGGGGCGGGCAAGCCGGGCCGAGCCAGGACCCCCGGGGGCCCGGCGGGGGGCCCGGGAGUGGGCGCCGGCGGCGCGCCUCUCUCGCGCAACCUCUCCAAGUCGGAGCACUCCCUGUUCACGGCGAAGGCCCGGCCCUUCAGCCCGCUGGCCGCCCAGUCGGCCCUGGGCAAGAGCCAGAGCCGCAUCCCCCGGGGCCCCUACGCCGAGGUGAAGCCCCUGAGCAAGGCGGCGCCCGAGGACGGCAAGUCGGACGACGAGAUCCUCUCCUGCAAGGCGGGCAAGGGGAAGAAGCAGGGGGCGGACGCUGGCGGGGGGGACCCGGGGUGCAGGAGCUCCGGGGAGGACGGUGGUGGUGGUGGUGGUGGGGGUGCUGGGGACAACAAGGCCUUCCUGAAGGUGGACCCCGAGCUGGUGGUGACGGUGCUGGGAGACCUGGAGCAGCUGCUCUUCAGCCAGAUGCUGGACCCGGAGUCCCAGAGGAAGCGCACGGUGCAGAACGUCCUGGACCUGAGGCAGAACCUGGAGGAGACCAUGUCCAGCCUGCGGGGGUCCCAGCUCAGCCACAGCUGCCUGGAGGCGGGCCCGGCGGGCUACGACAGCGACGACACCACCGCCCGCAGCAUGUCCAGCCUGUCCAACCGCUCCUCGCCGCUGUCCUGGCGCCACGGCCAGGCCUCGCCGCGGCUGCAGGCGGGCGACGCCCCCUCCUCGGCGGGCAGCGUGUACCAGGGGGGCGUGGCCUCGGGCCGGGGCGGGGCCCACACGGCGCCCGCCCGGGGCCCCCCCGCCCGCCUGGGCAGCUGCUCCACCUCGCGCAUCGAGCUCAUCGAGGGCCUCGACGACGCCGACCUCAAGUCCGGUUACCUUAGCGACAGCAACCUGCCCGACGACGACGACCAGUUGGCCAAUGGAUGGGACGAGAGCAGCUCCAUCAGCAGCGGCCUCAGCGACGGCGACGGGGAAGGGUCGGACAACCUGAGCUCUGAGGAGUUCAACGUCAGCUCCUCGCUCAACUCCCUCCCCACCACCCCGCUGGGCUCCCGACGCAACUCCUCCAUCAUGCUCCGUACGGAUGCAGAGAAGCGUUCCCUGGUGGAGAGCGGUCUGUCCUGGUACAGCGAGGUGGGCAAGCCCGGCCGCAAGCUGGACCCGGGGGGCGGCGUGGCGGGCGGCUACGAGACGGGGAGCCUGAAGACGGAGGCGCCCAGCAAGUGGAGGAAGAAGCCGCCCUGCACGGCGUCGCUGACGGGGGUCCGGGGCGAGAUGGCCCGGAAGCCCCAGAGCCUGGGGGGGCAGCCGGGGAGCCUGAAGAAGGGACGCAACCCCCCCGUGGGGGUCACCUCCCCCAUCACACACACCUCUCAGAGCAUGCUCAAAGUGGCAGUGGCUCCUUCCAAGCCCCUCGAUAAGUCCAAGAUGUCGGUGAGGACGGCGGGGCUGCAGCGGUCCCGCUCCGACGCAGGCCGGGACCACCACACCGAGUACCGCAAGCCCCCCUCCGGCCUCACCAAGCCCUCCGCCGGCACCUCCUUUGGCUACAAGAAGCCCCCCAUGGCCACGGGCACCGCGGCCGUGCUGACAGCAGGGGGCGCCACCCUCUCUAGUGGCUCCUCCACCCUGGGCAAGACCCCCAAGACCUCGGGCAUCCCCGUGAAGCCCCCGGGGGCCCCCACCGGCCGCAAGAACAGCUUCGACGCGGGCAGCGAGCAGGGCUUCGGCCCCCACUCCCGCAACAGCAUCCAGUACCGCAGCCUCCCGCGGCCCGCCAAGUCCAGCACCCUCACGCUGAUCGGACGCCCCGGGGGCCGGCCCGUCAGCGGCGUCAUGGACCCCGGGCUGCUCAGCCUGAAGCCCGUCCCCAUGGCCUCCUCCGGGCCCCGCAUGAAGGACACCUGUGGAGGAGGGGGAGGAGGAGGGGGAGGGAAGACGGGGCGGGGCGGCUCGGGCCCGGGCGUGAACCAGACGGACCGGGAGAAGGAGAAGGAGCGGGCCAAGGCCAAGGCGGAGGCGUCGGACAUGGACUGCUGCUCGCUGAAGGGGGAGCGCGGCGGGCGCGCCGAGCCCCCGGGGGCGGGGGAGUCCACCGUCAAGCUGCACGGCCUGAGGAGAACCGGGAGCGGGAAGUACCCCGAGCUGUCCUCCCCCACCACGCCCAGGAUGCUCCACUCAAAGUCUCUGGGCCGGCCCCCCAGCCUGGCCCACCUGGACAAGGUCAACUCCAACAGCCUGGACUCGUGCAUCACCAUCCAGGACCUGCCGCCCAAGGUGCCCCCCUACUCCAAGCUGGCCGACCUGGCGGGCUCUCGCUCCGCCACCUCCCCCACCGUGCCCCACCACCACCACCACCACCACCGCCUCACCCCCAGCCCCGCCCCCGUCCUCUACGUGGACUCCCCGGGCUGCUACACCAGCGAGAGCCUGAGCCUGGGCGCCUCGCCCCUGCUGUACCCCAAGCUGUCGGGGGUCCACCGCAGCAUGGAGUCCCUGCCCCUCCAGAUGAGCGUGCCCCCCGUCAGCCGCUACGCCAGCCGGGCUGAGGAGAGGGGCGCCGGGACCUGGGGCGCGGGGUCCCGGUCAGAGUGCCACGACCGCGAGGAGAGGGGCACGGGGACCUGGGGCGCGGGGUCCCGGACCUCGCUCAACCUCCCUGAUUGCUUGCAGGUGGACAGGAACACCCUACCCUCGAAGAGAGGCUUAGAACGUUACAGCUCCAGCCUAUCAGAGAGCAGCGACGGCGGCAAGCAGGGCCGGCGCCACUCCCACACGGUGGCCAGCAUGACGGACAGUGGCAGCCCCCCCCUGCUGCCCUCGCCCACCCGCCUGCUGCACCCGUCCUCUGGCAAGGCCCCGCCCACCAACAUCGUCGCUCCCAUCACCUGUGCCAGCCCCCGGAUCGCGCGGUCCAAUAGCAUCGGCCCUCCCACUGACUCCGCCUACGACCUGUAUGGCUCCUCCCCUGUGGGCAGCAGCCUGUCCCUGGCCGACCGGCCCAAGAGCAUGAUGCGCUCCGGAUCCUUCCGGGAGGCCGGCGAUGACGUCCAUGGCUCUGUGCUGUCCUUGGCAUCUAACGCUUCGUCUAAUUAUUCAGCGAAUGAGGAAAGGAUUCAAGGGGAGCAAAUCCGCAAGUUACGACGAGAGCUGGAGUCCUCCCAGGAGAAGGUGGCCAACCUGACCAAUCAGCUGUCAGCCAACGCUAAUUUGGUAGCAGCGUUCGAGCAGAGUCUGGCCCUGAUGACUGCCCGCCUCCAGACUCUGUCUGACUCUUCAGAGAGCAAGACCGGAGUGUCGCCCCUCCAGGAAUCUGAGCUCAGCGAGCUGAAGGAGACCAUCGAGAUCCUGAAGACCAAGAACACGGAGGCCCAGGAGAUCAUACAGGGGGCCCUGAGCCACCCAGACAUGGCCCCGCAAGAGCUGGAGAUCAGGCGUGAGAACUCGUCGGAGAGCAUCACCAGUCUGAACAGCAUCACCAGCCACUCCAGCAUGGGCAGCCUGAAGGAGCAGGAGGCCAAGAAGAAGAAGAAGAAGAGCUGGCUGCGGAGCUCCUUCAACAAGGCCUUCAGCAAGAAGGGCUCCAAGCUGUCGCUGUCCUACGCCGACAUCGAGGAGAUCUCCACCCCGGAGACCUCGGCCCCCUCCUCACCCAAGAUCCGCCACGCCCGCGACAUCUCCCCCCCGUCCCUGAAGAUCUCCGCCUCCGCCUCGUCCUCCUGCCUGGAUGAGGAGGGGGAGCCAGGGGAGGAGAAGGAGGUGUGCACCCUGCGCUCGGAGCUCUGGGAGAAGGAGCGCAAGCUGACCGACAUCCGCCUGGAGGCGCUGAGCUCCGCCCACCAGCUGGAGCAGCUGCAGGAGGCCAUGACCAGCAUGCAGAGGACCGUGGAGAACCUGAAGUUGGAGAACGACCAGCUGAAGACGGGCGGGCCCCCGUCGCCCACCCCCUCAGGGGGGGGGCCCUCCAGCUCGGCCUCCCAGUCCUCGGGCCUCACGGCCAUGGGGGGCACCUCGCCCCGCCUGUCGGCCCACCUGCCCAAGAGCUACAGCCGGGGGCUCAGCGACAGCUCCUGUUCAGACGUCUUCUUCCCUGCGGACUCCGUCAGCUCCUCCCUACAGAGGGACGACCACCGUGUGCGCGUGGUGGUCUGUGUGGCGGACCUCCAGGUCUUCAAGGAGGAGGUGAAGCAGCAGGACUUCUUCGUUGGUACCGUGAGAGUCAACGGGCGCAUGGAUUGGCCGAUGCUGGAUUCAGCCGUCAGUCAGGCUCUUAAGGUGUACAUCGCCAAGGUGGACCCCACGGCCAGCCUCGGCCUGUCCACGGACUCCAUCUACAGCUACAACAUGGGCCACAUCAAGAGGGUCCUGGGAGGGGAGGCCCCUGAGAGCCAGCCCUCCCGGUGCAUGUCCAGGGCCCCCACCAGCAUCACUGUGGCCCUCAAAGGCCUGAAGGAGAAGUGCGUGGACAGCCUGGUCUUCGAGACGCUGAUCCCCAAGGCGAUGAUGCAGCACUACAUCAGCCUGCUGCUGAAGCACCGUCGCAUCAUCCUGUCUGGGCCCAGCGGCACGGGGAAGUCGUACCUCACCACGCGCCUCGCCGAGUACCUGGUGGAGCGCAGCGCCCGCGAGGUCGGCGCCGGCAUCGUGGUCACCUUCAACAUGCACCGCCAGUCCUGCAAGGACCUACAGCUCUACCUGUCUAACCUGGCCAAUCAAAUCGACCGGGAGACGAGCACAUCGGAGAUACCGCUGGUGAUCAUCCUGGACGACAUCAACGACCCGAUCUCCAUCAGUGAGCUGGUGAACGGGGCACUCACCUGCAAAUAUCAUAAAUGUCCUUACAUCAUCGGGACCAGCAAUCAGCCGGUGAAGAUGACUGCCAACAACAGCCUUCAUCUCAGCUUCAGGAUGGUGACGUUCUCCAACAACGUGGAGCCGGCCAACGGCUUCCUGGUGCGCUACCUCCACAGGAAGCUGAUGGAGUCGGAGGACGAGAAGAACCUGACCAACGAGGACCUCCUCCGCGUGCUGGACUGGGUGCCCAAGCUGUGGUACCACCUGCACGCCUUCCUGGAGAAGCACAGCACCUCCGACUUCCUCAUCGGGCCGUGUUUCUUCCUCUCCUGUCCCGUGACGGUGGAGGACUUCCGCUCGUGGUUCAUUGACCUGUGGAACCACUCCAUCAUCCCCUACCUCCAGGAAGGGGCCAAGGACGGCUUCAAGGUCCACGGCGGGCAGAAGGCGCCCUGGGAGGACCCCGUGGAGUGGGUGAGGGGCAGCCUGCCCUGGCCCUCAGCCAAGCAGGACCAGGCCAAGCUGCUGCACCUGCCGCCCCCCAGCGGGCCCUCGGGGGGCCCCGGCCCCGCCAGCGAGCUGCGGCACCAGGAGACGCCCCCCAGCUCCAUGGACUCGGACCCCCUGAUGGCGAUGCUCCUGAAACUACAAGAGGCGGCCAACUACAUCGAGUCCCCAGACAAAGAGGACCCCAGCCUGCCUCGACUUUAAACACAGAGUCCUCAACGGCAUCACUGUUCUGCGUUUCAUUUGCAGCUUUUUAUUGUCAUUUAUUUUCUUUUUUUUUAGGGGAGACUAAAAAACAACUUUACUUACAUCGGCCGUUUAAAAUUCUCUAGAAGCUGUUGCGUUCCGUUGUGUUUGUCCUCUAGGGGCCACCGUAGCCCUCAGCUCCAUCAGACAGGUGCUCUCCUUCCUGUAGGCUUAGUUGUUAUUCGUUGUCUUUAGGCACUAAAUCAGGUGAUUCCUGCAACAGCACACGGUGCACCCGCUACACAGCAGGACAAUUCACCGAGUCUUAACACACGGCGACUGGCAUCCACACGUAGGAAGAGUACGACAGCAUGAGAGAUGUUCAGCUCGAAACGCAUGGUCCUCUAUAAAAACAUAUCCCAGUUAUCAUGCCUUCGAUGGCCGGCUGUUACACAUAUGCAACCAGUGGCGUCCCCCCGACCACAAGCAGGUGAAGGUUUGUCUGGGUUCAGUCAAACCGCAUGCCUUAAACGCCAGGACUCGGCAGAGUCAGCUUCGAGCAGGUCAUGGUGCUUAGGCGAGCGCUGUCAUCCCGUCUGCUGUCGACUCUUUAACACUCAAACCACGGCGAGGAUGACCCCCUAAUAUCUAUCAGCGGCGGACGACCCCCCGGUCUGCUCCCGUAGCCCGUCAUCUCGCACGCUAGCCGUGCUCGUGUCACAAGUGCCGUCGUGCUCGUCUGCGUGAAACCCCCAGCGAACUUCUAGGCUUCUCUCUGUGCCCCUUUGCCCCCGUAACCCUGUGUGUUUCCUGUUCCUGUUCCCCUGCCAUCGCCGACUUGAUCCAACUCAGCAGUGUUUGACACUAAGGCCAUAUGAAUCAGGUAUACAGUAUUACUUCAGUCUGUACUCGGACAUAGGCACGCCACAUCACACCGGAGGUACAGCCCCAGCCGAUGCAAUUUGCAUCCCAUCUCGUCUCUUCCUGAGUGUUUCUUUUUCAAAGUUUCCCCCCCCCCCCCCCAUGCCCUAGAUAUCAUAUAUUGGUCAUGUUGUUCAUGUGAAGAUGAUCUCUCAUCGCUAUAUGAGUUGUUUUAUUUACACUAGUUGCAUGGUGCGAAUAUCUAAUAUGCUGAACCAAAUACUGUAGGUCCAUCUCGUGUUUUUUGGACGGUCCGGUUUGGUUUUUUUCCAACGUUUUUCACCUUGUAUGAAUGUAUAGGUUUGAUUUAGAAACACACUGCCAUCUGACCACUUCAACCAUUCAGAGUGCUUGUAAAGAAGAGCCUUAUUAUUGUUAUGAUUCUGAUUCUGAUUAGUAAUUGUAUUAAUAGUAUUAUAAGCGGCAGUGUGCAAAUAGCAACCAUAACAGACAUGAGCAUUUUUUCUAAGUUUUGGGGCAAUUGAAAGCCAUCUUUCCCCGCUUCAUUCAACACAUAUUUUCUGCAUCUCUUGUCCAAUAUCCAUACAUAUAUAAAAAGCUAGGUACUUAUUUAGAUACUUGGGUUCUCUUUCACAAAAUGUACCAUUCAAUAUAGUGUAUUUACAGCCAGGUAAGCUACAAAAUAAAAGUCAUUUUUAUAAUUCCUUUGAAAAGUGUUAGUAGGCGACGGUACUGUUUGAACAGAUCUAAGGCAUAAAGUUUUUUCACUUUAAAAAAGUAAACUUGUUAAAAUAUAUAAUGUGGCACAUCGUUGCGGUGUUGAUGGUUGUAAAGUAUGUUUAAAGAAACAGUGGUGCGCAGAACAUGCUCUCGUUCUAUGGAAAGUCGAGAGAAAUUUUGGUUUAAAAAGCCACAAUAUGUGACCCCCACAUGGACGUGUACUUCAAUGUAGCCUACUUAGUGUAAUUAUUAUUUUAUACUCAAAAUAAGGUUCUAAUAGAUGACAAAGGGCGGUCCAAACGUGGGCUAUGGUGUUUGUUGUCAUCCAAAAUGUCGUUUGUCCAUUCCAUGUGUCGUCAAGCCUGAGAUUUUUCACUUGUGUACAUACAUAACAACCUAAAAGAAUGUCGGACCAAUCUAAAUGUAGUGAAAACUGCUUUAUAAUUUAACGGCAUAGCCAAACUACAUUUACAGAGCUUCUUGGUUUAUUUUCUUUUUACCUUUGCAUACACCUAACGAUUGUUUUACCAUUUAACUUCUGCAGCUGACUGCCCUUCUAACUAAAUGACCCCCAUUCCAAGCUACCUUCACGUGACCCAAGGAUGCCAAGCCUUUAGUGGCUCCUCUGGCUCCCAAUCAAAAGAGAAGCUUGUCCUUGUAAAUACUUGAGGUAGUCUUCAACGCCCCCACCUUAAUUGAUGUUAGGAUAGGCCUCCCCCAUGCAGGAGUCACCCCCUCUUGUGUCACCAUCGUCACAUUCACUGGUUAUUGUGCCUGUUGCUUUGUGAUAGCUGUGACGUGUGUUUGGUUUGAACCGACUAAAACAGCACCUUCUGCCAGUGUUGGUGAUCGCUAGUCUGGGAGUAGUAUAGCGUCCACCAAGUGUAGGACGGAGAUCUCUGGACCAAAGUGGAUUUGCAGUACAUGCAAAGAGUGUAAAGCCUUAUUGAUGAUGAGUGGCAGCGCGGUUGCAUGAAAUGUGACUGGAACAAGGUGCAUCAUGGUCUUAAUUCUCUUCAGUGGCCGUGAAGGGGAGAUUAAACACUGACUUGACGAUGGAAAUAGACCUCUACAGUUGAGGUCCCUGCGACUCUGGUUGCAGUUAGGAGUGGA
This is a messenger RNA of Gadus chalcogrammus (walleye pollock), 8883 nucleotides long. It is a transcript of the gene nav1b, whose product is annotated as neuron navigator 1b. NCBI's taxonomy places the organism in Eukaryota, Metazoa, Chordata, Actinopteri, Gadiformes, Gadidae. Gene Ontology annotation, cellular component: axon initial segment; microtubule cytoskeleton. Gene Ontology annotation, molecular function: ATP hydrolysis activity. The transcript is spliced from 31 exons. The record is from RefSeq and is a predicted model, not a curated record. Gene Ontology annotation, biological process: neuron migration; neurogenesis; microtubule bundle formation. The coding region runs from base 397 to 6186 and encodes 1929 amino acids.